Molecule: messenger RNA, 663 nt
Organism: Racocetra persica
Lineage: Eukaryota; Fungi; Glomeromycota; Glomeromycetes; Diversisporales; Gigasporaceae
Source: the annotation of a GenBank genome assembly
GUAGUGAGUCAGAUAUUGUUGGAAAAGAGUUGUACAGUUUUAUCGAUCAUGAUGAUAAAUUGACAUUAAGACCUGAGGGAACAGCAGGUAUUGUCAGAGCAUUAAUUAGCAAUAAUAUGGAUCGUGAUCUGCCCAAAAGGUACUAUUACUAUGGGCCUAUGUUUCGUCGUGAACGACCUCAAAAAGGAAGGCUAAGGCAGUUUGAACAAUUUGGCGUUGAAAUGUUUGGUUAUGAAAAUCCAACCUCUGAUAUUGAAAUAAUUGAAAUGGCUUGGGCAUUUUUAAAUAAAAUAGAUACUGAUACGACAUUUGAGCUAGAAAUUAAUUCAUUGGCCGAUGUGGAAUCUCGUGCGCAUUAUCGUGAAGUUGUUAAAGAUUACCUGAGCCAGAAUGCAUCACGUCUUUCCUCGGAUAGCGUGAAAAGAAUAGCGACAAAUCCUUUGCGUGUCUUAGAUUCAAAAAAUCCGGAAGAUAUACCAAUCAUUCAAAAUUGUCCAUCAAUCACAGAAUUUUAUAAUACGAAAUCUGCUGAAAGGUUUAAUGCUGUAUGUCAGGGACUUCAAAAGUUAGAAAUACCUUACAAAAUUAAUCCACGACUAGUUAGAGGACUGGAUUAUUAUGAAGACACUGUAUUUGAAUUCAAAUGUACGGAUUCUAGACUCG